Messenger RNA from Paraphaeosphaeria sporulosa, 2103 nucleotides. RefSeq names its product thioredoxin-like protein. The transcript is spliced from 3 exons. Bases 1 to 2103 code for a protein of 700 amino acids. NCBI's taxonomy places the organism in Eukaryota, Fungi, Ascomycota, Dothideomycetes, Pleosporales, Didymosphaeriaceae. The record is from RefSeq and is a predicted model, not a curated record. Gene Ontology annotation, cellular component: endoplasmic reticulum. Gene Ontology annotation, molecular function: protein disulfide isomerase activity.
AUGCGCUCCGUAUUAUUCUCGCUCCUGUCGCUCGCGACGUUUGCCGCCUCGGUCGCCAUAGAACCGCGUGCGCCUCUCAAGGGCGACACUAAGGCUGACGACGACUGGGAAGACGAGGUCGUGCCAGAUACCAUAUUCAAUGGCCAGACCGUGCCACCCAUGAAGGAGCUUGGUACAGAUGUAGACAAGGAGAUCAGCCAUGGAAACUGGCUUGUCGAAUAUUACUCGCCCUCGUGCCCGCACUGCAUGCGCUUCAAGCCCACGUGGCAAACAUUGUACGAAUUCUACUACACGUCCAAGCCCAUCAUCACGUCGCAAGAGAGCGAUGAAGACGGCCUCAACUCCUUCACCCGAUGGUACGAUUUCAAGUUCGCAAAGGUCGACUGUCUGGCAUUCAGGGACACAUGCGGGGAACAUGACAUCCAGAACUACCCUUCCAUCGUACAGUACAAGGACGGGAAGGAGAUUGCGAAGAAGAUUGGCGAGCAGGAACUGUCAACAUUGAGCGGCUGGGUAGAAGGGGUUCUGGAGGCCAUAAAACCAGGCACGCGCAAGCAAGGUGGUCCGAAACUGCCAAAGGUUGGCGCAAACUCCGUCGAGACGGGGCCAGAGACUGAAGAUGAGAUCAAAGAGAACGAAAAGGCUGCUGGGGCCGCCAAAGAAUCCACUUCUGCAGCGCCCUCCAAGACCAAUGAGCCGGCUAAGGUGGCCAAACCCACGCCUGCGAAGCCGACUUCGACCCCGAACCCUUCUGGUGUCUCGCUGCCUCUCGACAAGGAGAAGUUUCAAGAGCUCGUCACAAGUACGACUGAUGGUUGGUUCAUCAAGUUCUACGCGCCUUGGUGCCAUCAUUGCCAGGCUAUGGCCCCGAAUUGGCAGCAGAUGGCCCGCGAGAUGCAAGGCAAACUCAACAUUGGAGAGGUAGACUGCGACGCAAACAACAGACUUUGCAAGGACGCCGGCGUCAAGGGAUACCCCACAGUUCUUUUCUUCCGUGGAAACGAGCGUACCGAGUACAAUGGCAUGCGCGGACUGGGUGAUUUCAUCGAUUAUGCAAAUAAGGCUGUUGCGGCGGGUGAGGGUGUUCGAGAUGUGGAUCUAGCCCAGUUCAAGGAGAUGGAGAAAACUGAAGAGGUCAUUUUCGUGUACUUUUACGAUCACGCCACCACUACGGAAGAUUUCCAGGCACUUGAUCGGCUCACUCUCAGCUUGGUCGGUAAGGCAAAGCUUGUCAAGACGAACGAUAAGGCUCUGUUCGAGCGUUUCAAGAUUUCCACCUGGCCGCGCAUGAUGGUGUCUAGGGAUGGGAAGCCGACCUACUACGGCCCUCGCACGCCCAAGGAGAUGCGUGAUACGCAGAAGAUGCUGUCCUGGAUAAAGUCCGUCUGGAUCCCGAUUGUCCCAGAGCUCAAGGGUGAGAACGCUCGUGAGAUCAUGGACGGAAAGAUGGUUGUGCUUGCAAUACUCGACCGAGAGAACAAGGCUGAGUUCGAGGUUGCUAAGCGUGAGCUCAAGAAUGCCGCUCUUGAGUGGAUCGACAAGGAGGACCAAAUGUUCCAGCUUGAACGCCAGGAGCUCCGAGAGGCUAAGGAAUUGCGCAUCGAAGAAGCUAAAGACAAGGGAGAUCAGCGAGCUCUCCGCGAUGCCAAGGGUACCGUCAUCGACAUGAAGGACAUUAAGCGCAAACAGGUCGGCUUCGCGUGGGUGGACGGCGUCUUCUGGGAGCGCUGGAUUCGCACGACCUUUGGCAUAGAUGUGAAAGAUGGCGAGCGGGUCAUCAUCAACGAUGAAGACAACAACCGUUACUGGGACGUCAACAUGAACGGCGAACUCAUCCGCCCCAGCCGCUCCUCCAUCCUAGACACAGUCAAAGAAGUAACCAAAAACCCGCCCUCCAUCAGCCCGAAAUCCACCUCCGGGACUUUCAUGUCCUUCUUCCACUCCAUCCGCAACUUCGGGUCCAACCAUCCCAUCUUUUUGCUCGGUCUCACCGUUGCCGGCAUCGCUGCCUCGUAUCUUGCCAAGAGGCGGCGGAGAACGGGGUCGUACUUCCAGCUCGGGGAGAAAGACGGGCUACCGGGUGGCCUGGGAAAAUACGACUAG